AUGCAUAACCUCACCACCCUGAUCAAGCGACUCGAAGCUGCCACAUCCCGCCUCGAGGACAUUGCUACUUCGGCUCCUUCUUUCGAGCAACCUAGGGGCACCGUCGCUGAUGCUGGCGCUGUUCAUCUGCCUUCCUCUUCCAGCGCUCCUGAGCUUCCUGGUGUCGCCAAAGAUGCUGCCCAAGCUUCCACCCCUGCCGCUCCUACUCCUCAGGCCGAGAGCCUCCCCAAGCCUAUUCAGGAUAUGGACGAUCUGAUCAAAGACCACGUCGCCAAGUUUGUCACAUCUGCCUCGGGCCUGGACAAGAACAUUGAGACUCAGGCACAAGCCGUCGAGCGCGCAUUCGCUGCCCAGCGUCAGUACCUCGUUAUCGCCAGCAAGGCCAAGAAGCCCGAUAUGACUUCGCCUGCCUUCUCCGAGCUCAUCAAGGACUUGCAACAAGAGAUGGGCACCGUCACCGAGAUCAAGGACUCAAAUCGCGCCUCGCCCUUCAAGGAUCACCUAAACAUGGUCGCUGAGGGUAUGGGCGGUCUACAGUGGGUUGUCUUUGAGGGCAAGCCCGCCGACUAUGUUGCUGAGAUCUUGGGUGGUGUUCAACUGUUCGGAAACAGAGUCCUCAAGGAAUACAAGGAGAAGGACCCCAAGCACGUCGCCUACGUCCAAGCCUACUAUGCCAUCUGGAAGAACCUCCAAUCAUACAUCCGCAGCCACUAUGCCGCUGGUGUCACAUGGAACGCUCAGGGCAUGGACCUCGCAAAGGCUCUCAAGGACGCAAAAUCAAAUUCUACCGCUUCUUCACAAUCCGCUCCUGCUCCUGCUGGUGCUGCAGGUGGUCCUCCCCCACCUCCCCCACCACCACCGCUUCCUACUUUCGACAACCCUCCUCCUCCUCCAGGUCCGCCUCCGGCUGCUAAGCCAAGCGGUGGUGAUAUGGGUGCUGUUUUCGAUCAGCUUAACAGAGGUGAAUCUGUUACAGCUGGCUUGAGAAAGGUCGACAAGAGCGAGAUGACGCACAAGAACCCUUCGCUACGCGCUGGCUCUACCGUCGCUGACCGCAAGGGAAGCCAAGACAGCAUCAACCGUAGCCGUAGCAGAGGUCCCGAGCUUAAGCCCAAGCCUGACAGCAUUCGUGGCAAGGGUAUCGCCCAGUCUACACCCAAGAAGGAGCCCAAGAAGGAACUGGACGGCAACAAAUGGAUCAUCGAGAACUUCGAAGAUGCCGAUGCUCCUAUUGAAAUCGAGGUUUCGGCCACACAGUCCAUUCUUAUCACAAAGUGCAAGAACGCUACUAUUCGUCUGAUCGGAAAGGCCAACGCUAUCAGCAUUGACAACAGUCCGCGCACAAACCUCGUUAUAGACGACCUCAUCUCAUCCGUCGACGUCAUCAAGUGCCCCAACUUUGCCCUGCAGGUUCUCGGCACCCUUCCGACCGUCAUGCUCGACCAGGUUGACGGUGCUUCCAUCUACCUCUCGAAGGAGAGCUUGAACACUGAAAUCUACACCUCAAAGUGCGCCAGCAUCAACGUCAACCUCCCUCCUCAGACCGAACAAGACGACUACAAGGAGUGCCCCCUACCCGAGCAGUUCCGUACCUAUAUCAAGGAUGGCAAGCUUGUUAGCGAGAUCGUUGAGCAUGCUGGAUAG
Molecule: messenger RNA, 1644 nt
Organism: Aureobasidium melanogenum CBS 110374
Lineage: Eukaryota; Fungi; Ascomycota; Dothideomycetes; Dothideales; Saccotheciaceae
Product: adenylate cyclase-associated protein
Exons: 4
Coding region: 1-1644 (547 amino acids)
Biological process (GO): cytoskeleton organization; regulation of adenylate cyclase activity
Cellular component (GO): cytoplasm
Molecular function (GO): adenylate cyclase binding; actin binding
Source: RefSeq, a predicted model, not a curated record